Penicillium brasilianum is the source of this 561-nucleotide messenger RNA. The record is from the annotation of a GenBank genome assembly. Lineage: Eukaryota; Fungi; Ascomycota; Eurotiomycetes; Eurotiales; Aspergillaceae.
AUGGUGAACAGUCUCUGGUUCAAGUGGAAGAGCCUUCGGCUACCUUGGCGGCGAUCCUUUCUGGUCGGUCACGACCUCGCCGGAAAUACUUUCUGGGAGUUCAAGGACGUUGUGAAUGCCAGUAGAUACCGCCGUAUUGUGAAGUUUGAUCCCAAAACACAUUAUGGAGAUGUCCAAGUCACACCACAAUGGCAUCAAUGGCUACGAUACGUUCGAGAACAUCCGCCGAGUCUUGAAGAACAGCAACAGGACUUGGUUCGCCAGGCGCAGAUCAAGCAACUCGCUCGACUUGCAGAUGAACGCUGGGCCAGCAAGCCGUCCUUCCUUGACAAACCAAAAACCCAACAACCACCGCCACCCACGGAAUCCAGUGAAACCUCAGUGAAUCAGACCGCCGAGUCUCUUCAAGAAGCGUCGGCAACCGCUUCCUCGACCCCUACCCCCAAACCUGCAUCUGCCAAACCAAAGCCCGCGAAAGAAGAUCCGUGGGCAAAGGCGAACCCCGGCAAUCCAGGAGAUACUUGGCAGCCCGAGUCAUGGACUCCUUCAUCGAAGCGGUGA